Nerophis lumbriciformis (worm pipefish) is the source of this 1609-nucleotide messenger RNA. The record is from RefSeq and is a predicted model, not a curated record. Lineage: Eukaryota; Metazoa; Chordata; Actinopteri; Syngnathiformes; Syngnathidae.
AUGUCAAUAGUUUGAAUACUGCAAACUUCAAAAGAGUAACACCUCAUUUGUUCUGCAGACGUCCAGCGGGUGUCAGCGGGGAGUCAUGAAGAGGAGUGGCACACCAGUGUGGGACAGAAGGAGCUACAGGCCCCCUCCCACAUUAAAGAGGAGCAGCUUCAUGAUGAAGAUGAAGCUCAGUCCUUACAGCUUCAUCACAGUCAAAGUGAGGAGAACAGAGGGGCGGAGCUUGUAAGUCAACACAUCACAGAAGCUGAUGGAGAGCAUUGUGAAGAUAUCAAGUCAGAACCAGACAGCAUCUUUGCUCCACUGUCAGACAUGGACCACAUGAUGUCACACUCUUCUGAUCACAGUGACCACAUCCAAAAACCUUUGGAGAGUAAAAAUGACUCUAAAGGUGAUACGAGACAUCACACUAACAACAAACACUUUGACUGCUCUGAAUGUGGGAAAUCAUUUAGACGGAAGAGUCAUUUUACAAGACACAUGAGAACACAUACUGGAGAGAAACCUUUUACUUGCUCUGUUUGUAAGAAGAGUUUCUCCAGAAAGGAACAAAUGACCAUACACAUGAGAACACACACAGGUGAGAAACCUUUUACUUGCUCAGCUUCUGAUCACAGUGACCACAUCCAAAAACCUUUGGAGAGUAAAAAUGACUCUAAAGGUGAUACGAGACAUCACACUAACAACAAACACUUUGACUGCUCUGAAUGUGGGAAAUCAUUUAGACGGAAGAGUCAUUUUACAGUACACAUGAGAAUCCAUACUGGAGAGAAACCUUUUACCUGCUCUGUUUGUAAGAAGAGUUUCUCCAGAAAGGGUGAUAUGACCACACACAUGAGAAUACACACUGGAGAGAAACCUUUUACUUGCUCUGUUUGUGCUAGAAGAUUCAACACGAAGAAGAAAAUUAUAUUCCACAUGAGAACACACACAGGUGAGAAACCUUUUACUUGCUCUGUUUGUAAGAAGAGUUUCUCUAGAAAGCAACACAUGACCACACACAUGAGAACACACACUGGAGAGAAACCUUUUGCUUGUUCAGCUUGUGCUAAAAGAUUCAACACUAAGACGGAAAUUAUAGUACACAUGAGAACACACACUGGUGAGAAACCUUUUACUUGCUCUGUUUGUAAGAAGAGUUUCUUCUGUAAGCAUAGCAUGACCACACACAUGAGAACACACACUGGUGAGAAACCUUUUGCUUGCCCUGUUUGUAAGAAGAGUUUCUCCAGAAAGGAACGCAUGACCACACACAUGAGAACACACACUGGAAAGAAACCGUUUAGUUGCACUGUGUGUGAUAAAACAUUCAGGUUUAAGUAUCAGGUCAGUAAACACAAGUGUGUAACAGUCAUGGAAGCUGCAGGGAUGUAAAAACACUUAAACAGUGAUUGUGCUAAAUGUAGUUUAAAAACACAGCAUGUUUAAUAAGAAUGUAUAUUUGAUGUUGUAUGUAGUGCUUCUCAUCUUCUAGUCUUAUAUGUUGUCCUGUAGUUACUUUUUAAGUUGUGUGCAUGUAUUGAAUAUUAUAUAUGUAGCUAAUAUUUUAUUCUAUUUUCUCAUUGUUAAACAGAGGACAUCUUAUUAUUUUUAUUAGUUUUUU